AUGGAUUACGAAAAUUUUGAAAGACAGGUAAACUUAAGACGAAAAAUGAAUGAGGGGGCUGCUAAGUUGUGUCACGGAAACGGCGGAUUCGGUGGACCAGGAAUAUAUAUGGGUCAGGGUCAAAUGGACCGCCACAGCCACAAUCGUCAUUUUCCAAAGGAUGUGGUAAAGAGUAAUGGAAAUAAAGGUGGAGGUUCACCGAGACAGGUUCCGCGUAAGUGGCAUUCGCGGAGGGAGAGACAGUCACAAAAAGGAGAUAAUUCUGCUUUUGGUUAUGAUUCAGAUGACUCUAGCCUGUCUAGCAAUGCAUCAGGUUCAAAUGGAUCCAACAAAUCUUCUGAAAUUGGCAACGUUGGAAAACGAGAGUUGGGUAGUUCUGGUUCGGGCACUAUUAGUCGCGAGUGGCGUGCAAGGAAUCGACGUGAUCAAAGGUCAAGGCGGAUCACUCCAGACCAGAUCUUAUCUGGACCUUAUCCCUUCCAAGUGAAAUUCACACCCGAUGACUUGUUAAAUGGCUCGAAUUGGGACAAUCUAUCCCAAGAGAUUUGGGACAAGUUCAUCAAAUCCCAGCAGACUGAAGACACAUUCCAUAAGAAGAUGAACUUAUGGCGUUAUCUCUUUGUCACUGUCAAGUCAAUAUUCCCCCGAUAUGGGUUGUAUGUAGUGGGAUCUACUAUGACGGGAUUCGGUCUGGACUCUUCAGACAUGGACCUCUGCCUGUACGUACGAGCUAUAUCCCACGUAGAGCCACGCGCGCUUGCCCUAUUACAUCUCGACUACAUUUUAUCAUACAUCCGUUCUUUCGACCCUUAUGCAGAACUUAUCCAAGCGAAAGUCCCAAUAUUAAAAUUUCGUGACGCUCAAGCUGGCGUUCAGGUCGACCUGAAUUGCAACAAUGUUGUGGGCAUCCGAAAUACAAAUUUGCUUCAAGGCUUUUCACGUGCGGAUUGGCGGGUGCGACCGCUCGUGGUGGUGAUCAAACUGUGGGCGCGUGCUCAUCGGAUCAACGAUGCGCGACGCCGGACACUGUCCUCUUAUGCUCUCACUCUCAUGGUUAUACAUUUUUUGCAGAAUGGCGCGAAACCAUCCAUAGUGCCUCGGGCCAUUGACGUAUUCAACGAGAUGACACCCCGUUCUCAGAACCGCACGUCUCUCGGCGAGCUCUUCGUACAAUUUUUGCAAUACUACGCGGAGUUUCCGUAUAGCCAGAUGGCCAUCUCGGUACGUGCUGCACGUCGAAUUCCUAUCACGGAGUGUCGUCAUUCACCAGCAGACCCGCAUCAGUGGAAGUACAUAUGUGUUGAAGAGCCAUUCGACCUAACAAACACAGCGCGGUCCGUAUAUGACCCCGAGAUGUUCGAGAAGAUCGUGACUGCCUUCCGCCAAAGCUACACUCGCGUGUCGGCGUGCCCGCGGCUGGCGGAGGCGUGGCCCGCAGCGCGAUGA
Messenger RNA from Leptosia nina, 1446 nucleotides. NCBI's taxonomy places the organism in Eukaryota, Metazoa, Arthropoda, Insecta, Lepidoptera, Pieridae. The record is from the annotation of a GenBank genome assembly.